Molecule: messenger RNA, 1717 nt
Organism: Condylostylus longicornis
Lineage: Eukaryota; Metazoa; Arthropoda; Insecta; Diptera; Dolichopodidae
Product: zinc finger protein 567-like
Exons: 2
Coding region: 194-1717 (507 amino acids)
Source: RefSeq, a predicted model, not a curated record
UACAAACUUGACAAAGCAGAAAAAUUCAGCAAACUUUAAUUUUGCAUUACGGUUUUCUGCAAUAUUCUGUGAAAAACAAACCAUAGACGGCAAUUCCAGUAUCCGUAAACACAAGAUUUGACAGAAAGCUAAACAUAAUUCAAAGAAUACAGGGGCUUAAAAAAAUUCUAUAAAAUAAAAAAUUAAACAAAAAAUGAAUAACGUUUAUUUUAAUAAUUGUAGCUCAAAUUCAAAAGACGAAUGGAAAUUAAAAUGUGGUGAAAUUUAUAUUAAUAAAAAUGAGAAUGAAAUGGUUCUAUCCUGCACAAACUGCGAUGUACAUUAUUUGUCUUUAGAGUGUUUUUCAAAACAUUAUUUUAGCCAACACUUUGUAAAAUCUGAAAUUUGUGAAUUAAGUACCUCAAGAAGAAAUGUGAACGUAAAAGACUCUUUAACAGAUUAUUCUGAUGAUAACAUUUUGGAAACUGAAAAUUACACCCUGGAUGAGUACGAUGGUUGUUCGAAAACUGAAAAACAAUGUACUGAUGAAAUGAAACAAGAAACAUCGAUCCCUGAAAAAAAAGCUUCACAUGAGGAAAAAAGAACUAGUAGUACACAUACUUUAGAUAUUAAAGAAAUUUUAACAAAUUGUUCCGAAAAAUUCGAAUUUCAACCUGAAAAAUUAGUAUCAAAUGAAUAUGCUUGCUCUGAAACUAAAAAAAAUCAAGCUAAAAGACUUAUUAAAAAGAAAAGCUCUUUUAACCUGGACAAAAAAAUUUCUUACAGACAGAAAAAAGCUAAAAAUAAACAACUGGAUAAUAAAAAAUCGGGAAGAAAAAAGAUUCCAGAAGGAUAUUUUAAAUGUGUUAUUUGUUCUGAAGUUUUGAAAUUGGAAGAAAAGGUAGAGCACGUGAAAAUCCAUCAACAUUCUUCAAGAUUUAUAUGUGAGACAUGUGGAAAAGGGGUCAAAAAUAAGUACCAAUUGGGACAACAUAUGAAAACUCACACAGGUGAAAGACCCUACAAAUGUCAGAUCUGUUUGGCCACUUUUAAAUGCAAACACACUCUUAAAGGACAUGAAAGAACUCACUUAGAUUAUAAACCUUUUAAAUGUAGUAUUUGUGAUAUGUUAUUUAAAUCCAAGCGAACUGCUCAACAACACGAGUUAAGACAUCAGGCUCCUACUGAAGCUAAUAUUGAAUGUGAUCUUUGCGGAAAAAAGUUUAACACUCAGACUAAAAUGAUGGAACACCGUGGAAGACAUAAGGAAGAGAAAAAGCCGUUUCAAUGUCCUAAAUGUCCGAAAAGUUUUCAAACUAAAUAUGCCUGCUCUGCUCAUGAGCGUUUGGAGCAUAAAGGUGAAUACAAUUAUAAAUGCAGUUACUGUGAUAAGCUUUUUAUAAAAAAUGCUAUGAAAAAAUCUCAUGAAUACACACAUACCCGAGUUGGGCAACCAUUUCCUUGUAACUUAUGUCCGAAAAAGUAUGCUACACGUGAAGGUCUUUAUAAGCAUAAAAAAAGGGAUCAUGUAAUGGAUAAACCACUACCUGAUUUCAAGUGUCACAAAUGCGAAAAAGUUUUUAAAUUACAAAGUGAAUACAUUGAACACUGUAGGAAACAUGCUUUAGAAGAACAUCAAUUUAUAUGUUCUGUUUGUGGGUCUAAUUUUGUCAACGAAAUUAAUUUAAAUAAUCAUAUAAAUGUAAUACACAAUGUUAGAAGUAAUAUAGUAAAAUAA